Linepithema humile (Argentine ant) is the source of this 8337-nucleotide messenger RNA. RefSeq names its product dedicator of cytokinesis spg (gene spg). The record is from RefSeq and is a predicted model, not a curated record. Gene Ontology annotation, cellular component: cytoplasm; plasma membrane. Gene Ontology annotation, molecular function: small GTPase binding; guanyl-nucleotide exchange factor activity. Gene Ontology annotation, biological process: small GTPase-mediated signal transduction. Lineage: Eukaryota; Metazoa; Arthropoda; Insecta; Hymenoptera; Formicidae.
AUGUAUUUUUUUAACAAAGAUUAUUUACAAAAAAUAUUCUAAAGGAAGAAUUACAAAUUUUCGUAACAUUAGUGCUACCAAAGUGAAUACCGUGGGGGAAUAAUAUUGUGCAUUCGUCACUGGAUGUAUAUCACGUGACUUUGGGGACCGCCAAGCGGGGGAGGGUGGCAGCGUUGCCAUUUGCCAUCAGUUAGCCCGCGGUUCGCGGUCCGUGCGCGUACUGACAACGUUGCUUGGUACGACAGAUUGUCGUCGUCGCGGCGCAGUGUGCGCGACACUCGUGUGGUCAAACACACCCAAUGUUUGUGUUUUCGCGUUUCUCGUGAUAAAUAAAUUGCGGCCGUCACGCGAGUAGUGUAACACGCGCACGUCACCGGGCGCGCCGCUAGGGCAUGUAGUUAUUGCCGGUCCACGUUGUCGGUGUCGGCUCGACGAUUCUCGAGAUGUGGACAACGACGAAGACCACUAAGUACGGCGUUGCCGUGUACAACUGGCGAGGAGACACGCGCUAUGGACUACCCCUUGAAAUCGGAGAGACCGUGCAGAUCCUGGAGGAGUGCGCGGGCUGGUACAGGGGCUUCUCGACGAAGAAUCGCGCGGUGAAGGGAAUCUUCCCGAGUUCCUACGUGACUCUGAAGCCCUGCAAGAUCGACAAUGAGGGCCUCUUCGAGUCCGUUAUACCAUUGGAAGACCCGGUUGUCCGGGAAGUCACCCUGGUCCUGCGCGAGUGGGGUGGCAUUUGGAAGAGGCUGUACGUGGAGCGCGAGGAGUACAAAUUCAACGCGUUGCGCAAGGUGAUGCGAGAACUGUUGGAAUGGCGACGGCAAUUAUUGCUUGGCACCCUCACUACCGAUCAGACGCGGGAGUUGAAGCUGCGGAUAAUCAAUAAAGUGGACUGGGGGAAUCGGAAACUGGGCUUGGACUUGGUGCCGCGUCAAGGUUCUCACAUGGUGGAUCCGGACACCAUGUCCGUCGUGGAGUUAUACCAUGUGCACGUGCAGAGCGCCGAGAACUCGCAGGGCGCGUCGGCGCGCGGCACUUUGCGCCGCAAGGAACACAAGAAGGUCCUUACCCAUCACCUGUACUUCUGCAUGAGGGAUUUCGGCCACUUGGUAGGCGAGGACACCGAGAUCUACUUCUCCCUGUUCGACGCCAAGCGGCAGCAGUACCUGAGCGAGCGAUUUCUCGUUCGCAUCAGCAAGGAAGGCUUUUCGAAUUACGUAGAGAAGAUGCACAGCAACUGCACCAUCUUCACGGAUCUCGGCAAUUCCGAUCUGAGCCGCGAUCUCUACAUGAUUGCCCACGUGAUGCGCUGCGGCCGGAUGCUGUACUCCGACUCCAGCAAAAACAAGACCGGAACCACGACCUACAGGCGACCUCACGGGGUGGCGGUGCUCUCUCUGGCAGAAGCUUCGCAGGAACACGCAGAGGAGCUCGAGAUGACUUUCAAAGUGUAUCAAGGGGAAGAGAAGGAAUUUCAUCAAUUACAUGAGCAAAUCAUACGCAACAACAAGUGCUCUCCUCUACCUGGACAGCCCAAUUAUGGAAUAGUGGUAUCCCUUCGCAUCUUGCACGGCGAGCUAUCUCAAGUUCGUGAGGAGAACCCAUUGCUGUUCAAAAACAUCUGUCUCACGAAGAAGCUCGGCUUCUCGGAUGUAAUUAUGCCGGGCGACGUGCGUAACGAUUUGUAUCUCAAGUUAGAGCGCGGAGAAUUCGAGCGCGGCGGAAAAUCCACCGGCAAGAAUAUCGAGGUGACCAUUCUAGUCUUGGAUUCAGACGGCCAACCGUUGGAAGAGUGUCUGUUUGGGGCGGCGGGAACGGACGGUAGCUCUGAAUAUCAGAGUUUGGUGAUAUAUCAUCACAAUAGUCCGUCGUGGGCGGAAACCGUGCGACUGGCGAUACCCAUCGACAAGUUUUACGGGAGCCAUGUGCGUUUCGAGUUUCGACAUUGCUCCACGCGUGAGAAGAAUGACAAAAAACUCUUUGCCUUCGCGUUUGUACGGUUGAUGGAACCCGGCGGUGCCACUCUUCAAGACGGCCCGCAUGAAUUAUAUAUUUACAAAUGCGAGGAGCGCGCGAAACUGGAUUCCCUAAGUUACUUGUCGUUACCGAGUAGCGCGAGGGAGCCGAGCGCCACAGGUCCACCGACCUUCUCCAGAUCGCCUAAGGAAACCGUAUUCGUGCAUACCUUGCUUUGUAGCACGAAAUUAACGCAGAACGUCGAUCUACUUAGCCUGCUGCAGUGGAAGGCUCAUCCCGAGCGAAUAUCCGAGGCUCUCGGCCGUGUGCUUCGCUUGGACGGCGAAGAACUGGUUAAAUUUCUGCAAGACAUUCUUGACGCGCUGUUUGCCAUGUUCCACACGGAGGAUGGCAACUCCACCGCUCACUCUGGCCUCGUGUUCCAAGUGCUCGUGUCUAUCUUCAGCCUGCUGGAGGACUCCAAGUUUGAGCACUUCAAGCCGGUGAUGGACGCUUACAUCUCAGACCACUUCGCCGCGGCUUUGGUGUACAAAGGUUUGCUCAGCAGCGUGCAACACUGCGCUGACUGGGUGACCGCGGCGGAAAAGCAAGAGCCGAUCAUGAAGUGCUUCCGUUCGCUCGAGUACAUCUUCAAGUUCAUCAUUCAGAGCCGGCUGCUGUUCGCCCGCGCCACUGCCGGCCAAUACGAAGACAGCUUCAAGCGCGACCUGUACUGCGUGUUCGCCGCACUUAACAAAAUGCUGGGCAUUCCCUAUGAAAUGGUGCUGCUGUCGCAGAUCGCACUGCUGCUGUCGAUCGCGGCGGUGUUCGAGCAACUCGUGGCAGUGUUGCCGGUCCUCGAGGUGGCCAAGCUCACUUGUACGAUGCUGGACUCGGUGCCGCGGGAGCCGCCGCUACAGCUGACGCAGGCCAAGCUGGUCGCCGUCAAGAACCUCACGGCGUCUAGUUUGUUUUGCAAUGAUGACGAGAGCCGCAAUCUGCUACUGGUCACUGUUUGUCGACAUCUGCGAAUCCAUCUGGCUCGUCGAGAAGAAUUGCGCUCCUGCACCGAUAUCCUGGGCGAGAUACUCAGCUUCCUGCACAAACGCGGAAGAGACACGAACAAGGUCAACAACUGCAUCCACCACGACGUCGAGACGCUCUGCCUGUCGGUGCUCGACGUGCUCAUACAAACGAUAUUAAUUGUAAUAAACACCAGCGGACCGGUGCUCGGCUGUCUCGUCGCCUGUCUCAUCGGAUUGCUUCAGCUGCUCGACGAGUAUCAUUACGCGCGACUUUGGGAGGAGCUGAUGCACGCCGGCGAUCGGAAGCCGCUCAAAGAUUUUCUGCUGCGAGUGUUCCUGGUGCUGCGCGACCUCGUGCGUCAAGAAGUAUUCCCGCCGGACUGGCUGGUCAUCAGGAUGCAGGCUAACAAUGUCAUCCUGAGGUCGCUGCAGGAGCUCGCGCAACCGCUCGCCUUUCGCUUCCUCUACGGCAGCUUCGACUCGCAGCUGUGGUCGACUUACUUCAACCUGGCGGUGGCUUAUCUCACGCAGCCGUCGCUUCAGCUCGAACAGUUCUCCGAAGUCAAGCGGGAGAAAAUUGUGGAGAAGUAUGGCGACAUGAGGGUGCUGAUGGGCUUCCAGAUCCUGUCCAUGUGGUCGCACCUGGGUGAACGUAAACUCGAGUUCAUACCGGGCAUGGUAGGGCCCUUCCUCGAGGUCACUUUGGUGCCGGAGAGCGAGCUCCGUAAAGCGACUCUGCACAUCUUUUUCGACAUGAUGGAGUGCGAGCAGCGAGCUCGCGGCAGCUUCAAGUCGGUGGAGUCCGAGCUGAUCGACAAGCUGGACAUUCUUAUCAGCGAGAACAAAGGCGACGAUGAGUACAGACAGCUAUUCAAUACCAUGGAACAUCUUAGUGCCGUAUUAUUGGACAGGGUGCAGUCCGAGGAUCCGACGUGGAAGGAAAGCGGAACGGCCUUCAUAACGUCCAUCACGCGUUUACUGGAAAGACUCCUCGAUUACAGAAGCGUCAUUCAGGGCGAUGAGAAUCGCGACAAGCGCAUGUCGUGCACCGUAAAUCUGUUGAACUUCUACAAGAACGAGUUCAACCGGAAGGAGAUGUACCUGCGCUACAUCUACAAGCUGCACGAUCUACACUUGGCCGCCGAGAAUUACACGGAAGCCGGCUUCACGAUGAAGCUGUACGCCGACCAGUUAGAUUGGGGCUCGACCGUCCUGCCGCCCGAUCACGCUCAUCCUCAGCAGCCGGAGUGGCAGCGCAAGGAGCUGCUCUAUCACAAGAUCAUUCAUUAUCUCGAUCGCGGUAAAUGUUGGGAGAAGGGCAUCCCUCUGUGCAAGGAGCUGGCGGUUCUCUAUGAAACCAGGCUGUACGAUUACGCCAAGCUCAGUCACGUGUUGAAGCUGCAGGCGAAAUUCCUGGAUAAUAUUCUGACGCAGCUGCGCCCGGAACCAGAAUAUUUCCGCGUCGGAUUUUACGGUCUCAGCUUCCCGCUUUUCGUCAGAAACAAGUUAUUCAUCUAUCGCGGACUGGAAUACGAGCGAAUAGGAGCGUUCACGCAGCGGCUGCAAACCGAGUUUCCUUGUGCGCAGAUACUGAUGAAGAAUUCUCCGCCCGACGAGAGUAUUCUGACGUCUGAAGGCCAAUAUAUUCAAAUUUGCAACGUGAAACCGAUCCCUGAGGAAGGCAGCCUAGCUUGCAGCGACGUCGAAGUUCCGGAACGCGUGGUUGCCUUCUAUUUGGUGAACGACGUGCGCAAAUUCACAUUCGACCGGCCUUUGCAUCGUGGUCCGGUGGAUCGCGAGAACGAGUUCAAAUCAUUGUGGAUCGAGCGAACGACGCUGACGACGGAGGCGAAGUUACCGGGGAUCCUCAGAUGGUUCGAAGUGAUCGAGAAACGAUCGGAGCUGCUGGCGCCGGUGCAAUACGCCUGCGAGACGAUGCAGAGUGUGGAGAGGGAGCUGAGGCGACUGAUGGCGCAGUACACCGCAGAGCCGCACAGGAAUAUCAACCCGUUCAGCAUGCGAUUGCAGGGUAUCAUCGACGCCAAUGUGAUGGGCGGCAUCACGAAAUACCAGGAGGCCUUCCUCACGCCGGAGUUCGCCCGGCAAAAUCCGGAGAUGGUGCCGCACGUGAACAGACUGAAGGGCUUGAUCCUCGAUCAGAUGAGCGUGCUGGAGUCCGGUCUUGUGUUGCACGGCCAGAUCGCACCGGCCGGCGUUCAACCGCUGCACAAAAGACUCAUCGAAAGAUUCACGCAGCUCAAGCAAGGCCUCGGCCCACUGGCCAGGCAGAGGACCAUUCAUCAAGACAGUAUUGUGAAUUCGCCGCUGCCACCUCUGCCAAUCAACGACAAGCAGCGCCCGGCCACUUUGGAGACCGCCGGGUCCAGAGCCUCGCACGCCGACAGCGAUGGUCUUCCGGAAGACGAAGGCUUUUACACCAGGGUGGAUGGCGUGCCACCGCCUAUUCCGCAGCGAGAAGUUCGCCCGCGUUCCGUCGGUUACGGUACAACCCCGCCGAGACCCACGCAUCAGCGAUCUCUCAGUAAACCGCUGAGUCCGAAACUGCCAUUGAGGCAUUCUUUGCCUACGCCUACUGACGGUGUGGAUCAAAGCAGUCUUAGAAGCUCUUGGAGCGAACCGGGACCCGAGCCCGCUCCGCCAUUACCGCCUAGAGGUUGCACGCUUUCUGUUUCAGUGUCGGACAAGAGAGACUCAAAUACAAACACGAUGGUGCCACCGGCGCCUCCGAAACGCGGUUUAACGCACAAACGCACAAACACUGAAUGGAGCACCGACGACGACUCCGAAAUCACCGAGCCGAGAAGCGAGCCGAAUGAUCUGCGUGACAGCGGCAUUUCUACAGCCAGUUUACUCGAUUUUCAGUCGCAUUUGACGAAUUUGAACAACCUCGGUUACGAGGAUUUCGAGCCGCGUUCCCGUUGCAACGAUAUCAUGAACAUCUCGCCACCGUCUGUGAUAAGCGCGCUCAAUGUUUCAACCGGUAGCUUUGCCAGCGGCACAUUCCAAGGCUCGCAUUCUCUAUCUGGUCAAGAGGUGAGUCCUCCACCGAUUCCUCCCAAAGCCCAUCAGGACACUCCGUCAGCCCCUUCGACUCUAGAGAGAGUGAACAGAACACAGAGCCACGCACACUCCGAGAACUAUUCGGUGCCGAAGAUGCAGACGCUCUCCGUGGCGUCCGACGCGGAGAGCACUGUGUAGCGACGAUAUAUCCUCUCCCUAGUCCUUAGCGAGUAGUCCUUAGUGAUGUGUAUGUGCCAUCAUGGUCAGGCGCGAAUCCUGUACUCGUUUCGUGUCCCUCGGAUCGUCGAGCGGACUCUUUCUAGACGGUAAACUUAAGAUAAGUGUAAGAAUCGUCGUCGUCGUUGUCAUGUCUAAACGGGUGGAGAAACGGACUCGGAUUAUAUCAUUCAGAGGUCUUCGAUUUUUUGCAAAUCACCCGGUAUGUAGUUGAUAGUGAAUCGUAAACUACCUGAAAUCAGAUCAAACUAACUACCGUAACUAUGUAAGACGAAAACAGACCGUUAUCCAACCCGCGUAUAUUCGUACCUUCGUAGAGAGAUAGAAAAGUGAGGACGGAUGUGUACCAAUCGCUCUUGAGCACCGAGAACGUCCAGCGAGGAGCUCACCGUCGAAUCUGUAUCGACGUUCCGGACGUGAUCGGCGAUCGAAUCGCGAUAUACAUAUAUCGACUUUACGUUAAAGACCUCUUCCGAGCUCUUCCGAGUAUAUCAAUCCGCACACUAUAUUUUGUAAUUUAUUUAUAUUUUCGAUGAGAAAAAUAAAGGUAAUUUUUAAAUCAACGACACAACUGCUGCAGACUGCGUGGAAUGAUAUUAUCGAUGUUCCAGUUAGGAAUCGCGAUGAGGGUUGUAGGACAAUCGUCACCUGAUGCUGAAGAGUAUAUAAAUUAUGUAUUUCAUUCUUUGUUCGAUUUGUCGUAUAAGCAUAUAUACAAAAGUACGAAAAGUACGCUUCUCGAUUUGUGCUACUUCUUCUUCUUCUUCGUCUUUAUCUUCAUGGCAUGUAAAAUAAGGGAAAAGAUUGUAAACUUCUAUAUAAAAAAAAAUGAAACUAAAAUUAUACAUAUACAUAUAUACGAGAGAAAGGACAGGCAGUGGAAUGUAUACAUUGCACAAUAUUGAGCUUAAGAAUAGAGAGAACCUAAAUGUACGAUGGAAUGAGACUAAUGAGUAUGCGACAAUGCUUAGAGAUCAUUUUUGUUCUCCGUGCUCUUCCGAACGCCAUUGCCAAAUCAGCGGCAAGGAUCAUUCAUUGAGAAUCGGAGAUUCGCAAUGCGGGGCCGAGCCGCUCCUAAGUCAAAAGUAAUAAUUAAGCGCAGGAGUAUUUUGUGUCGGGUCGGUCAGAGCGGUCAGACGAUUCGGCGCAAACGAGGUGAAUCUAUAAUUUGCAACGUCUAUUUUCAAUGCGAAAUUCUAUCGAAAAUAAAAUUUAUAAAUUACGAAUUCACCUCUUCCUUGCAACGAGUCCUUCAAUUGCGACGAAAUAAACGUGACACUGCGACAUUUUCCGAUGUGACACAAGCGGAUAUUUUGAAUAUUCGUUUAAUGAUAUAAUUUUUCAACAUUUUAAUUUGAUUAAAUUAUCGGAAAAUAUUUCAGUGCGACAUUUACCUCUCAGAAUUACUCCGACGGACCUUCCAUAUGCAAUAUAUAUGAACAGGUACUCACACAUACAUGCUAAUUAAUAUGGCUAAGUAUGUAAGUACACAGUCAUGGCCGCUUCUUAAAAUAUAUAUCGAGGAUCGUUCGAGUCUUUAUUGCGCGUUGGACACUUAAAUUAGGUGUAAGCUAAAUUACUUUGUACGUUGUCUCGUUUGUGGCACGGACUUCGUCAGACGGACGUUUCCGCAUUAGUAUCCUUCCUGUAAGAAUGAAGAAUUAUUUGAAUUUAAUCGGGAAUUAUCGAGCAUUGGCGAUCACUGAUUUGUAAACAGAUCUUUACAGAUUACAAAGCGAUAUAUAAAAAAUUGUCAAGCUUACCUCCUCGCUAAUAAUAUCGACAGUCGUCAGGGUAAGCAGGGAUCACAGAAAAGAUAGUUAUGUUAGAAUGUUCCAAUGCCACCUUUUGCGUAAACAGCAAGGAAAAUGGGAAGCCAAAGAAAUCAGAAUUAAUUAGCCAGCAUUACAUAAUUGCGCUAAAAGGAAAAAUGCUAUAACGCCGUAAGUAUGUUAGAUCGCCGCCCAUCUUUUUUACAUACGUUGGAUGUAACGUAUUUGUACUGGCUCUUUGUAAAUUAUUUUAUAUCUUAGCGAACGGAAACUUCUCUUGAAUAAUCGUUUAUAUAAAAGUUUCUAUUUUUAUUCAAACGUAA